GCCGCCGAGCCCGACCCGCGGCGCCGCCUGGAGAUCGUCUUCGUGUCCUCGGACCAGGACCAGCGGCAGUGGCAGGACUUCGUGCGGGACAUGCCUUGGUUGGCGCUGCCCUACAAGGAGAAGCACAGGAAGCUUAAACUUUGGAACAAAUAUCGCAUUUCCAACAUUCCAUCCCUAAUAUUCCUAGACGCCACCACGGGGAAGGUUGUGUGCAGGAAUGGGCUGCUGGUGAUCCGAGAUGACCCAGAAGGUCUGGAAUUCCCGUGGGGACCCAAACCCUUCAGGGAAGUCAUUGCAGGACCCUUACUUAGAAACAGCGGGCAGUCCCUGGAGAGCAGCAGCCUGGAGGGGUCUCACGUGGGCGUCUAUUUCUCUGCACACUGGUGUCCACCCUGCCGAAGCCUCACCCGGGUCCUGGUGGAAUCUUACCGGAAAAUCAAGGAGGCAGGCCAGAAAUUUGAGAUCAUCUUUGUUAGUGCCGACAGGUCAGAGGACUCAUUCAAACAGUACUUCAGUGAGAUGCCCUGGCUCGCUGUCCCCUACACGGACGAGGCCCGGCGGUCACGCCUCAACCGGCUGUAUGGAAUCCAAGGCAUCCCCACUCUCAUCGUGCUGGACCCACAGGGAGAAGUGAUCACGAGGCAGGGACGGGUGGAGGUGCUGAAUGACGAGGACUGCAGGGGGUUCCCAUGGCACCCCAAGCCCGUGCUGGAGCUCUCUGACUCCAAUGCUGUGCAGCUCAAUGAAGGUCCCUGCCUCGUCCUCUUUGUAGAUUCUGAGGAUGACGGGGAGUCCGAGGCCGCCAAGCAACUGAUCCAGCCAAUAGCUGAGAAGAUAAUUGCCAAGUACAAAGCCAAAGAGGAGGAGGCGCCGCUUUUAUUCUUUGUGGCAGGGGAGGACGACAUGACCGACUCCCUGCGAGAUUACACCAACCUGCCCGAGGCUGCCCCUUUGCUCACCAUUCUGGACAUGUCAGCCCGGGCCAAGUACGUGAUGGACGUGGAAGAGAUCACCCCUGCCAUUGUGGAGGCCUUUGUGAAUGACUUCCUAGCAGAAAAGCUCAAACCAGAGCCCAUCUAGUGGGACUCUGGCCUCAUGAGACGUUAUUUAAAACUCAGUCUCCUCUUCCUCCUCUUCUCCUUCCUUCCCUCCACCCUUGGGCUUUUCCAGCGUGUCCUGAAUCACACAACCCAAGUGUCCAACCUCUCUGUGGUGCCUUGUUUUCUGCAUUAACUCCUCCUCAGUUAGCACCCUAGGGUGCACAUCUUCUCAGCAGCAGAAGAACCCACAAUGUUUGGAAACUCUGCUUGGGAUUCACGGGGCUGGCAUAAUCUGGCCA
This is a messenger RNA of Condylura cristata (star-nosed mole), 1339 nucleotides long. It is a transcript of the gene NXN, whose product is annotated as nucleoredoxin. Gene Ontology annotation, molecular function: thioredoxin-disulfide reductase (NADPH) activity. The transcript has 8 exons. The record is from RefSeq and is a predicted model, not a curated record. The annotation marks the transcript as partial. Lineage: Eukaryota; Metazoa; Chordata; Mammalia; Eulipotyphla; Talpidae.